UUCCAUGAUGCCUAUAUGAAGUAUAAGGAUCACCGCGCUUUUGGAAUGUAUACACUUUUUAAACCAAAUUUGGUAGUUGCCGAUCCUGAUCUCAUUCGAGCGGUGUUAACAAAAGAAUUUAGAAGCUUCCAUGAUCGCGGAAUGUAUAAUAACGAAAAGACUGACCCGUUUUCCGGUGGUUUGUUUUUUAUGUCUGAAGAAAAGAAAUGGCGGAAUAUGCACAUUCAGAUGACACCCAUUUUUACUUCAGGAAAAAUAAAACAAAUGUUUCCGAUCCUGAAGAAAUGUAGCGAACAAGUCGUAAAGUAUCUGGAAAAGAAAGCACAGAUAAGAGAUUCCGUUGAAAUGAAAGAUAUGUUUGCAAGAUAUGCAAUGGACGUGAUUAUGUCAGUAGCUUUCGGUGUUAAAUCUAACUGCAUUGAGGAGCCAAAUAACGAGUACCGAAUCCAGGGGAAAAAAAUUUUAGACGGAAAUACAUUUUGGAUUGCCUUAUUUUUGUUUGUGCCUCAAAUUAUGGAUUACUUUUCCAUCCCCCUUACGGACAGAAAAGUCACCAGCUUUUAUACAAAUAUAUUUCGAAAAACUGUAGAAUACAGGCAAACUCAUAAUAUUGUCAGACAUGAUUUUAUGAAUAUGCUCAUACAACUCAUGAAGGGCUACACUGCAGACAACGACAAGAACAAAUCAUGUUAAUACAACAAUUUAUGUUUAUUCUUGUAUCAGUAGCUUCUGUAAAGCUUCUUCACGUGUCAUAAAAAUGUAGACAUAUGUUACACCGAAUUGCGAUUUUGCAAACCAAAUAGUUA
This is a messenger RNA of Wasmannia auropunctata (little fire ant), 806 nucleotides long. Its product is annotated as cytochrome P450 6k1-like. Lineage: Eukaryota; Metazoa; Arthropoda; Insecta; Hymenoptera; Formicidae. The coding region runs from base 16 to 693 and encodes 225 amino acids. The transcript has 2 exons. The record is from RefSeq and is a predicted model, not a curated record. Gene Ontology annotation, molecular function: oxidoreductase activity, acting on paired donors, with incorporation or reduction of molecular oxygen; monooxygenase activity; heme binding.